Molecule: messenger RNA, 1591 nt
Organism: Drosophila sechellia
Lineage: Eukaryota; Metazoa; Arthropoda; Insecta; Diptera; Drosophilidae
Exons: 5
Coding region: 316-1284 (322 amino acids)
Source: RefSeq, a predicted model, not a curated record
GGCACUUCGGAGUUUUGUUUAUUCGAUAUAUACGUGAGCUCGGGUCCUUAAAAAAAAUAAAGUAAUGUAACGGGAAGUUAUUGAUCCCCUUCCAAUUGCGGUGAUAAGUUCCCACGGUGUUAACAAAACAAAGACAACACUCAAAGAAAUUCGCUAACUUGGUAACUGUGAAUCUCAAACCAUAUCACGGCUUAUAUGUACAUAUAUUGAAGUCCACAUACGAUAGUAUAUAUAUGUAUGUAUUUACUUGGCUUACACAAAUGCUUUAUUUGCACAAAACCUUGUGAUAUUGAGGUCAAUAUCUGAGAAGAAAAGAUGGCUUCCAAAUCAACGAAAAAGAGUAAACCGAGCGGUAUGCGCAUAUUGUGGAUACCGGGCCGAAAGUCCCAUUCCAAGGGCCGUUUUAAUGCCACCAACAAGCAUGUCUCGUACUCGGGACCACAGAAAAAGAGCGAAGUAUGGUCCUUGGGCGGCAGCAAGGCUCAGGCCGAGCUGAUCGACUUUCCCUCCCCCGAUUUGUCUGGCAACUCACCAUCAUCGUCGCUUAGCAUUGUGGCCACCUGUUCGCUGGUCCAAGGAUGCGCAAACAGCGAUAGAGCAUCCUCUGAGGACUUGGCCAUCGCUUCGGAGACUGCCACACUGCCGACCACGCCUGUCAGCCCGAACUCACCCAUCCCGUAUAGUCCUACUUCCGAGACUGCAACCGCAUCCACGCGAGCUAUGACUUCGCCCAGCGUGGUCACCACCGUUGUAAUACAGGACUUGCACAACAUUUUGAGCCCCGAGGAUUUGCCGAAGGUGCCAAAUAUGCCAGUAGCACAGGAUACCGAUGUGGUGCUAAAUAGCUCGGCGGGAACCACAGCAUCGAUAGCAACCAACUCUUCGCCACUGGCCAAUCAUAAGCCGGGCUCGUCGCCGCCCGCAUCCCAUUCCCAGCAAACAACGCCACAGAAAAAUAGAUAUAAGAACCACAACAACAAUCAGGAGGAUAUCAAUUCGAUCGAGAGCAUUUCCAGUUUAACCAGAUUUCAGGGUAUCGCCACAGACUUCGAUUGGAUCGACGAGAUGGCGGGACAGCGAAACAGCAACGAAAUGAUGCACACGAAUAAGCGGAAGAUGCCCAAGAAGGUGGAGGCCCUGUCCGCCGAUCAGUUGGAUGCCAAAUCCUUUGGCUAUGACAAUGACAAGGCCAAAUUGAAUCGCAAGGAGUACGAUGACAACGACGAGAAGGUCGUCAAAUGCUUGUACUACUCACUGAUGUGCUGCGACUGUACUAUAUCUUAAAUGGAUCGCGCAUAAUACGGAUCCGCGUCCAUGUAAUAUACCUCUCAGCCAACUAUGAAAAAAUAACUAUAUUCGAUUUGUGGUGUACUUGGCGUACGCAGCUAAACAGGACAGAAGAAGACAUAAGUAUUAACGAAUUUAUAAUGACUUACAUGGAACAACUAACAUUGUGAAAAUUCGGAAAUUAAAAACUUCAUGGCUACGACUAUUUGGCUUGAAUAUUGAAAUAAGUGAUCGAAACACGUAUAUUUAGAUAUGUAGAUAUUUUCUAUUUUUGUAAAUAAAACAUUUUCUACCGAAACCGAAA